This is a messenger RNA of Lacerta agilis (Sand lizard), 3275 nucleotides long. RefSeq names its product MER proto-oncogene, tyrosine kinase (gene MERTK). Gene Ontology annotation, cellular component: signaling receptor complex. The transcript has 19 exons. Lineage: Eukaryota; Metazoa; Chordata; Lepidosauria; Squamata; Lacertidae. Gene Ontology annotation, molecular function: ATP binding; protein binding; transmembrane receptor protein tyrosine kinase activity. The record is from RefSeq and is a predicted model, not a curated record. Bases 50 to 3061 code for a protein of 1003 amino acids. Gene Ontology annotation, biological process: nervous system development; phagocytosis; cell migration.
CCGGCAGUGCCCAGAUCGGACGCUUGGCCAAGCCCGCUUCAAAGUCACCAUGGGAGGCUUUUGGGGGCUGCUGCUGGUGGCGUCGGCCUUUUGCGCAAAAGGUCCUGUUGAAGCGAAACAAGAAGCGAAGGCAUUCAAAUCGUCGGCACCCGUAAAAUCACAUUCACCUUUAAAGGACUCGAAUGGCGCACACCAAUUCCCCCGCUCCUUGGAGGUCAGGAUAAACAGCACUCCCACAAUCUAUGCACCGACACGUCCCGUAGACUCCAAUACUGUCAAAACGAAUAAGCUCACGUCUACUGAAGGCAACGCUGCUCUCCCUCUUGGGUCGUUUAAGUUCAACCCUACAGUAGGAACUAUCGUGGUUGCCGAGCACAUGGACAUCAAGUUUAAUUGCUCUAUCAGUGUUCCUAAGUCGCUAAUCAACCACGACUCGGCGCUCAUUUCCUUGUGGAAGAAUGGGAAGGAGCUCGUUGGCGCCGACAGGAUAGCCAGCCAGUAUUUUCAGUUUGAUGACAACGAAGUGACCACCAUAAUAUCUACUUUCCAUAUACCCAAUGUCCUGCGAUCUGAUAAUGGGUCCUACACCUGCAAACUGAAAGUCAACAGCGAAGAAAUCGUGUCAGAUCCUAUUUUGGUUUUGUUGGAAGGGCUGCCGUACUUCAUUAAGCAGCCCCAGGGGCUGAACGUGACCCGGAACACGCCGUUCAAUCUCACGUGCCAUGCUGUGGGGCCCCCUGAGCCCAUUGCAAUUCACUGGCACUGGAACAGCAGCCAAAUUACCAAGAAAGCGGACAUCUCUCCAUCUGUCUUGGCCGUGCCAGGUCUUAACGAAACUGCUGUUUUCCACUGCGAAGCUCAUAACGUGAAGGGCGUGGCUACAUCGACGGAAGCCCGAAUCAAUAUAAAAGGAAUCCCAUCCCCUCCUCUUGAGGUGCAAGUGAGGAGCAGGGCAGCUCACACGAUAGCAGUGUCCUGGGUCCCAGGCUUUGACGGCUAUUCACUUUUGAGCCGCUGCAGAGUUCAGGUGAAGGAUGCUUUUGCACCCAGCAAUGCCUCUGUGUUGGUUUUCAACACUUCUGUGCCCCCUCAUCUGUACCGUAUUCAGAAUCUGGGGGCCGUGAAGGAUUAUAACAUCCGUGUUUCUUGUAUGAACGAAGUAGGCUGGUCUGGCUUCAGCCCGUGGAUAAUUGCCAAUACAACAGAAGGAGCUCCCUCUGCUCCGCCUGGGAAUGUCACCCUCUCCGUCAACGAGUCCAGCUCUUCUGUGAUCGUCACGUGGAUAAGGCCUCCUUCUGCACAGAUGAAUGGUGAACUUCAAGGCUACAGCAUCUCUCAUGUGUGGCAGAAUUCAGAGGUGUUUCAGAAUCUCUCUUUGCGUACCGGUAGAGAUUACAGUGCCGUUCACAUUCCAGUCGUGGCCAUCAAUGCAACCUGCCUGGUGCGAGUAGCUGCCAUUACAAAUGGCGGAGUCGGGCCGUUCAGUGAUCCAGUGGCAGUUUUUAUUCCAGGGAAUGGUUUCGUAUCCACGGCCUCUUCUUCAACUCCAGCAUCAAGAAGCACACAUUCACUGACGAUAGUCCUCGGGUUUAUAUGUGGAGUUGUCGUCGUCGUUGGGUUCAUCCUGUAUGUGUCUGUGAUUAUCAGGAAAAAGUUCACAGAAGAGACCAAGUUUGGGUACGCCUUCAGGAGUGAUGAGUCAGAACUGGCUGUAAAUUACAGAGCAAAGAAGUCCUACGGCCGCCGAGCUGUUGAACUGACACUGGGCAGCCUUGGUGUGAGCGAAGAGCUACAGGAGAAACUGCAGGAUGUUGUGAUUGUUAGGACCAACCUGGCUCUGGGGAAGAUCUUGGGAGAAGGGGAGUUUGGAUCAGUCAUGGAAGGGAAUCUCAGCAAUCCUGAUGGAACUACCCAGAAGGUAGCUGUGAAGACUAUGAAGCUGGACAGUUUUUCCCAGCGAGAAAUCGAAGAGUUCCUCAGAGAAGCAGCUUGCAUGAAAGACUUCGAUCAUCCAAAUGUCAUCAAACUUCUGGGUGUGUGUAUAGAACCAAGUUCUCAGCAGGUCCCCAAACCCAUGGUGAUUCUCCCGUUCAUGAAAUACGGAGAUCUGCAUAGCUUCCUCCUUCGCUCAAGGCUUGGAAUGGGCCCACAGUAUGUACCACUGCAGACUUUGUUGAAGUUUAUGAUCCAUAUUGCUCUAGGAAUGGAAUACCUCAGCAACAGGCAUUUCCUCCACAGGGACUUGGCUGCUCGAAACUGCAUGUUACGGGACGACAUGACCGUGUGUGUGGCAGACUUUGGUUUAUCCAAGAAGAUUUACAGCGGCGAUUAUUACCGGCAGGGGCGCAUUGCAAAGAUGCCCGUGAAGUGGAUUGCGAUAGAAAGUCUUGCCGACCGCGUCUACACGACAAAAAGCGACGUGUGGGCUUUCGGUGUUACAAUGUGGGAGAUAGCGACCCGAGGGAUGACUCCGUACCCAGGAGUGCAGAACCAUGAAAUUUACGACUACCUCCUUCAUGGGCACAGGCUGAAGCAGCCAGAAGGCUGCUUAGAUGAGUUGUACGAAAUAAUGUACUCUUGUUGGAGGGCAGAUCCCACGGAGCGGCCCGUCUUCUCCGAACUUAAGCUUCACCUGGAGAAGCUGUUGGAAAGUUUGCCCGCCCUCAGCGAUCCCGAGGACGUAAUUUAUAUUAACACCAGCCUGAUGGAGGACAGUGUGGAAGAGCUGACAGAAGACUCAGAGUUUCCCCGGAUAGACACGGACCUUGACCCUAACCACAUCAUAGAGUCCUGUUCCCAAAAACCAGAGACCACUGUGGUCACCGUGGACAUCCAUGAUAGCAAUGGGAUGGGGGACAGGUACAUUUUGAGCGGGGCUAACGAAGAGCACCUCAGCAACCUGAGGAGAACAGAAGAGGAAGAUGCCCCUUUGCUGCAGCACACACCCUUGCAGAACGGGCUGCUAUGGUCUCAAGCCAGCACCCUUCCUGUCGGGAGCACGUUAGCCAGUGAACUACUGUAUGCGGACGACUCUCUGGAGGACUCUGAGAUUCUGCUGUGAAAGAAGGAGCAGGACUUUCCGAUCAGUUGCAGUCUCCUCGGCCAGAAAUGUUCUGAAUGGACUUGUCUUGCUCUCGUCAUGCAAAGCCAGCCCUGUGUAGCAACCUCUCCAAGCCCUGUGUACAGCAUGUGAUUAAUAGAAUGUUCUAUCUCUCUGUUUUGUAUAAUACGGUAUCUUUAUAGAGAUUAUAUUUUAAUAAACAACACUCCCAUUA